AUGGCGGAAGUAACCUCCCUGCCCCCGGGCUGUUUCCCGACCAUGAUCACGCCCAUGGCUGAGGAUGGCGCCAUUGACUUCAAGCGCGUGCGCACCCUGACCGAGUGGUACAUCGAGGCCGGCUGCACGGGCCUCUUUGCCAACUGCCUCAGCAGCGAGAUGUUCAACUUGACCGAUGAGGAGCAACUCGAGCUCACAAAGGUCGUAUACGAACAGACAAACAAGCGCGCUGUGGUGGUAUCCACGGGCACAGGUCUGAACAAGUCAAUUGAGGAGCAGGCCGAGCACAUCAAGCGAAUUGCCGGUGUCUCAGAUGCUGUGGUGGUUGUAGUCAACCAGCUCGCCAAGGCCGAUGAGUCGGAUGAGGUUUGGAAAGCUAAUGUACAGAAGCUUCUUGACUUGACCCCGGGCAUUCCCCUGGGCCUCUACGAGUGCCCCAAGCCCUACCAUCGCUUGCUGGCCCCUGCAACCCUGGCUUGGGCAGCUGCCACGGGCCGUUUCUUCUUCCACAAGGACACGUGCUGCAAAUCUCAGCCGAUUCGGGAAAAGCUGCAAGCCUUGGCUCUUCUAGACAAAGCUGUGCCUUUUCGCUUCUACAACGCCAACGUGGCCACGCUGCGCAUGUCCAUUCAAGAGGGUGGCCAUGGCUUCAGUGGCAUCAGCGCCAACUUUUACCCACACCUGCUGGUUUGGCUUUGUGCCAACGCGGGAGACGCAAGGGCAGCCGAGGUUCAAGCACAUUUGUCCGUCUUUGAAAACGUCGUUGCCGACACGUAUCCCCGCUCGGCCAAGCGUUACCAGCAAAUCUUUGCACCUUUGCAAGGGCCCGAGGGCACCCGCGUCGCUGAUGAAACAUACACAUCCGUGAAAACAAACGACUCGCUCUCUCUCUCUCUUUCUUUACCUUUCUCUCUCUCUCUCUCACACACACACACACACUCUCUCUCUCUCUCUCUCUCUCUCUUACCGACCAAACCAAUUCACUCUCUCUCUCUCUCUCUCUCUCUCUCUCUCUCUCUCUCUCUCUCUCUCUCUCUCUUUCCACACACACACUCUCUCUCUUGCAAGGAUUUUGAUUGA
This is a messenger RNA of Monosiga brevicollis MX1, 1080 nucleotides long. RefSeq lists its product as uncharacterized. The coding region runs from base 1 to 1080 and encodes 359 amino acids. Gene Ontology annotation, biological process: N-acetylneuraminate catabolic process. The transcript is spliced from 10 exons. Lineage: Eukaryota; Choanoflagellata; Craspedida; Salpingoecidae. Gene Ontology annotation, molecular function: 4-hydroxy-tetrahydrodipicolinate synthase activity; N-acetylneuraminate lyase activity. The record is from RefSeq and is a predicted model, not a curated record.